Cynocephalus volans (Philippine flying lemur) is the source of this 849-nucleotide messenger RNA. RefSeq names its product coiled-coil domain containing 192 (gene CCDC192). Lineage: Eukaryota; Metazoa; Chordata; Mammalia; Dermoptera; Cynocephalidae. The record is from RefSeq and is a predicted model, not a curated record.
AUGGAUGCUGAGGACCAUUGGUUCACUUCAUCCCUAGUAAUACCAUUCCAGCUCAAGAUGUUCAUCCCCAAAGGCAACUUUGUGAGGGCAAUUAUGAAGCGGUAUGUGGCAGAGUUACUUAGGAGCCAGAAAGAGUCCCUGGACACUGGACAGAUGGCGUUUACUUUGGCCCAAAUUGAGUCCUUGGAGAUUUGCCUGAAGGAAGCAGAAGAAAAAGCUAAAGCUUUAUCUGAACAGCUUUCAGUCUCUGAAGCAACAAAAUCAAAACUGCUUGAGCUAAUUCACUGGCUAAAGAAAAAACUAGAAACUGUGGACCAUAAUGAAGCCGGUGGGGAACUGUUUGAAAAUAUGGUUCUUGUGAAAGACCAGUGCAUUGAGAAAUUGCAAGCUGAAGUAAAAGCUUCCCAGGAGUAACUUGUAGCCCAGGAAAACAUGUAAAAACUAAAGCAUGAAAAGAGAGUGAAAAAGCUACCUGAUUUGGCAACAGCUAAGCAAGAGGCUGCCCUCACAGUCCUGGAACUCAAUGAGAAUACUCUAUGUGAAGGAAAACCAGCCCCUAGAGAAGACAACUCACUGGAAGAGUUCUGUGGUGGUCUCCCACCUGUGGAAGAAGGUGAUAGAAAAAUCAGCCUGAUUAUGAAGCUGUCGACCCAGCUUUCCCUUCAGACUGAGAAGAUCACUCAGCUGGAAAAAGUUUUAGAGGAAAAGGAAAGGAAGAUUCAGCAACUGGAAGCUGAGCAGGAGCUCCAUCCUUCACAAGAGCUUGAGGAGCCUCCAGAAUGUUUACAAGAAGUCCCAAUGUUUCUUAAUAAUAGUGUCACUUCUGUGGUCUCUGACGAAGAUUUAUAA